Molecule: messenger RNA, 2544 nt
Organism: Chrysoperla carnea
Lineage: Eukaryota; Metazoa; Arthropoda; Insecta; Neuroptera; Chrysopidae
Product: zinc finger protein 271-like
Exons: 6
Coding region: 1-2541 (846 amino acids)
Biological process (GO): regulation of transcription by RNA polymerase II
Cellular component (GO): nucleosome
Molecular function (GO): RNA polymerase II cis-regulatory region sequence-specific DNA binding; structural constituent of chromatin; DNA-binding transcription factor activity
Source: RefSeq, a predicted model, not a curated record
AUGGCAAAUAAUUUAUUUCAAGAUGGAACUGAAAAUGAAUUCGAUUUGCAGCAAAUAUUUAUUAAAGAAGAAACAUCACAAGAAAGUGAUAAAAUGGAACUAAUUACAACUGAAUAUGAAACCGAUAAAUCAGAAGUAAAAAGCUCUUCAAAAACUACGCAAAACAAACCAUAUUCAUGUUUAGUGCAACAUAAAAGGAUUCAUAAUGGUGAAAAACCAUUUUCUUGUGAUAUUUGUGAUCGAAAAUUUAGUUGGCGUGGUAGUUUAAUUGUGCAUAAACGAUCUCAUACGGAUGAAAAAUCAUUUUCAUGUGGAUUUUGUGAUAAGAAAUUUUCACAUCCAAGUAGUUUAACGAAACAUCAAAGAAUUCACAACCAAGAAGAUUUUAUGGGUGGGGAAGAAAAUGAUUUUAUUAAGGAAGAAAAAUCUAUGAAAAGUGAACUAAUUGAAGAGGGAAAUGUACAAGAAGAAGUAAAUUUGGAGGAAGUUAUGAUUAAAGAGGAAGCAUUAGAAGAAAAUGACUCCGAAUUAGAGGUGAAAAAAACUAAACCACAUUCAUGUGAUUUUUGUGAAAAAAGUUAUAAAAAUCGAAGAAAUUUAAUUGUCCAUCAACGACUUCAUACCGGUGAAAAACCAUUUUCAUGUGAUGUGUGUGAUAAAAGAUUUUCGCUACUUCAAAGUUUAGUUCAACAUAAACGAAUCCAUACGGGUGAAAAACCAUUUUCUUGUGAAAUUUGUGAUAAAAAAUUUACGCAACAAAGUACGUUAAUACAGCAUAAACGUAUUCACACGGGAAAAAAACCAUUUUCAUGUGAUUUCUGUGCGAAAGCAUUUGUUCAAGAAAAUAAUUUAAUUGAUCAUUUGAGAGUUCAUACUGGUGAAAAACCAUUUUCAUGUGAGGUGUGUGAUAAAACAUUUUCUCAGCUUCAAGGUUUAGUUCAGCAUAAAAGGUUACAUACGGGUGAAAAACCAUUUUCUUGUGAAAUUUGUAAUCGAAAAUUUACUUGGCAAGGAAAAAUAAUUACGAAAAGUGGACUAAUUGAAGAAGGAAAUGUACAAGAAAGAGUAAAUUUGGAGCAAGUAUUAAUUAAAGAGGAAAUAUUAGAAGACCAGGACACAAUGGAACUGAAACUGAAAGAUCGAACAACAGAACAAUUAGAGAUUAGAACUGUUUCAAAAGGUCAAAUAAAUAAAAAAUAUUCCUGUGAUUUAUGUGCGAAAAGAUUUAAAAAUCGACGAAAUUUAAUUGGGCAUCAACGAAUUCAUACCGCUCAUAAACGACUUCAUUCUGGGAAACGAUUAUUUUCCUGUGAAGUGUGUAAUAAAGUUUUUAUCCAAGAAAACAGUUUAAUUGAACAUGAACGGAUUCAUACUGGUGAAAAACCAUUUACCUGUGAAAUCUGUGAUAAAAAUUUUACACAACAAAGUUCUUUAAAUCGACAUAAAAGAAUUCACAUCAAAGAAGAUUCUAUCGAUGAAGUAUUUCAAGAAGCAAACGAUUUAAUUAAAGAAGAACCAAUUGAGAGUGAUGAAAACCUUGAAAACUAUAAUGAAAUUGAAGAAAACUUUAAGAAUAAUGAAAUUGCAAAAGUUAAAGGAAGUAAAGUUAAAGGAAAGGCAAAAUCCCGUUCCAAUCGAGCAGGACUUCAGUUUCCCGUCGGAAGAAUCCAUAGAUUAUUGAGGAAAGGCAAUUAUGAGGAACGAGUUGGUGCCGGGGCACCUGUAUAUUUAGCAGCUGUAAUGGAAUAUUUGGCCGCUGAAGUUUUGGAAUUGGCGGGAAAUGCAGCAAGAGACAACAAAAAAACAAGAAUAAAACCAGAAAGAUUAGCUGCAGCUUUUCGAAAGAAUGAAAAAUUAAAUCGUACACAUUCUAGUCAUUGGAAAUGUUUUUUCAACACUUUAACAAAUCAAGGUUUUAAACCCGAAAUAUGUUUAAGUAUGGUCACAAAUUAUCCCGAAUUGUUAUAUAAAAAAGAGAAGGAUUUAAUCAAUGGUUUAGAAAAUUGGAGAAAUUGCCAGUUUGGUGAGAGCGCUGCUAUUCAUCUUCUUUCAACUCAUCCACAUUUCAUUGAUAUUCCAUCUAAUCAAAUUUACGAACGUACAAAUAAUUUAAGUUCGCUAAUUUCGUCAAGGGUUAAAGUUAAACAGUUAAUUGAGUUAAAUCCAAACGUAAUGGUCGUAAAUUGGAAUCAAAUAACACAAUCUAUUGAUUAUUUAACCAAUAUUAUGAAAAUAGAAAUGUCUGAAAUUUAUAAAUCUAGUGCGUUACAAUUACCUCUGGAAGAGCUACAAUGCCGACACACUUUUUUGGUACGUUUAGGAUUGUUUAAACCACGUAAUCCAAAAGCCAGUCCUUUAGAUCCCUGUACUAAUCCAAAACUACGACAAAUUACUGAUACGGAUGAUACAGUUUUUGCUAAAAGUGUGUGCAAAGUUAGUUUAGAAGAGUUUCGAGUUUUUCAACAAUUGUUUGAGAGAGAACAUUCACAAACUGAUAUAGCACCGGCUGUUUCCAAUUUUGGACAAUUCCUCUUAACAUAAAAA